GAGCAUGGCGUACAACUACCUGACAUACCGCGUGCCACCGGUGUCAGCAUCGCUCAAGGCAAUCGUCCUCUCCAACAACUUCCUCUCGGGCACCUUCCCUGCCAACUCCGCCACCUCCUGCGUCUCUGCUGCCAACUGCUUCACCAGCGCCACCUCCUGCAACACUCCUACCGAGCAGGGUGAUACGGCACAGCGAGCAUCGGGGUGUGCGGCAGUGCGAGUGGUCAGGGCAUGCUGUGCGGCGGCACAGGGGUAUGCACGCCCAAUGCUGCUGCACUGUUCACUGCCAAGACGCCGAAUACUGCCGCUGCUGCUGUUCUCCCCAUGUCCUGUGUUG
Closterium sp. Yama58-4 is the source of this 337-nucleotide messenger RNA. NCBI's taxonomy places the organism in Eukaryota, Viridiplantae, Streptophyta, Zygnematophyceae, Desmidiales, Closteriaceae. The record is from the annotation of a GenBank genome assembly.